Messenger RNA from Rosa rugosa (rugosa rose), 2569 nucleotides. Its product is annotated as serpin-ZX-like. The coding region runs from base 583 to 2355 and encodes 590 amino acids. The transcript is spliced from 7 exons. Gene Ontology annotation, molecular function: serine-type endopeptidase inhibitor activity. The record is from RefSeq and is a predicted model, not a curated record. Lineage: Eukaryota; Viridiplantae; Streptophyta; Magnoliopsida; Rosales; Rosaceae.
UGCAACUUUCGGGUACCUCCGGAACCCUAAUCAUCUUCUUUGCUUCUGCUUUAUCAGACAUAGUUGCAUUUACUGUUAGUAUAUAAUGUUUCAGACUUUCAGUACUAUCCUUCGCCUAGUCUCGUUAAUUCAACCUCUGUAUUAGCGAUUCGGUUCACUAUUUCGUUGCUAGUAAUCGCAAUGUGACCUUGAUCGGUUUCGACUUUAGUGGCUUACUGUUCUGUAGUGUGUGUAUUGCUCGGUCAUUUCAUCUUUCCGGCUAUGUAUUCCUAAUUGUUAAACUCAAUUUGUGUUGCAUCUAAUUUUUGGUUGAUUCUGUGUUCUAUUGUUUGUUUCAGUUUUAUAUCGAAGGGCUAUCACUGGUUUUGUGCUGCGGAAUGGAAAGGAUGCUUGUUCCUAACUGCAACUGUUUUGUAUGUUUUUCAGGUUCCUAAUUGUUUGUGGCAGACUGGCAGCUCUUUGAUUAGGCCUUUUUGGAAGAGUUCAGGUCCCUGCACUCUCUACACACAAGUAUUAAGAUCUCAGCCCCAUAAAGAGAAGACUUGAAUCUAGAGCAGUUGCAGAAGACCGGACCAGUUCAUCAUGGCACUCAAUUCAUUCUCAGCUUCAGCAGGUUAUAGUAGUUUUCACAUUCCUGUUAAUCCACAGUCUGAUACAGAAUCCAGUACUACUAUCACCAUAAGUGAACCAUCAUCGAGCAAUGGUAGAUCAAGUCAGCCUGGUUUUGGCACUACUAGUAGCCCAACAUUGGGCACUAUCACCAUAAACCCAAGUUCUGGCACUAGCAUCACCAUAACGCCAACUUCUGCAACUACUAUCACCAUAACCUCCAGUUCGGCCUCCACUACUGUCACCAUAGCUCCAACUUCUGGCACUACCUCAACUUCUACAUCUGGACACACUCCAUUUCCAUCUCCCUUCGCUGUGCCUUCCCAAGUGUCUCAGCCAUUUGAGACUAGUACUUCUACCUUCAACAGAAUUAACAAUUUUGAUCAAACAGAGCCAGGCAACAGAGGUGGCUUUGGCCCUUCAUUAUUUAAAAGAUCGCAGAAUAGCUCCGGAAUAUGGUUUGGUAGUGCAUGCCCUGCUACAAAUCCGUUUGGAAUGCUCCCUGAAAGGCCUCCUCAGCUUUCAUUUGGUCAUUCUGCUCCUUCACCAUCAGUUCAAGACGGAAUUUUGGGAUCUUUGACAGCUACGAUGGAAGAAUCCAUUGAAAACCAAACUGAUGUCGCACUGAGAAUCACAAAAAAGCUGCUUUUGACUAAAGGCAAGGACAAGAACAUGGUCUACUCUCCUCUGUCCAUCCAUGUGGUUCUUAGCCUGAUAGCAGCUGGGUCGAAAAAGGGCUAUCCCCAGGACGAGAUGCUCAAAUUUCUCAAAGCCAAAUCCACCGAGCAGCUCAACGAUCUUGCCUUGAAGCUCAUUCCCCUGGUCUUUGCUGAUGGAUCCCCAAGUGGCGGUCCUUGCUUGUCAUUAGCCAAUGGUGUUUGGGUUGAAAUGUCUCUCCCUGUCAUGGCUUCCUUCAAACAGGUAGUGGAGAAUGCGUACAAGGCAGUUCUAAAGCAAGUGGAUUUCAUGACCAAAUCUGAGGAAGCACGAUGCGAAGUAAACUCAUGGGCGGAGAAGGAGACCAGAGGCCUCAUUAAAGAUCUUCUUCCACCUGGAACAGUUGACAGCACCACAAGGAUCAUUCUUGCAAAUGCCUUAUACUUCAAAGGAGCUUGGGAUCAGAAGUUUAAUGAAACAAGAACAAAGAUGUUUGAUUUCCACCUUCUCAGUGGGAGGUCAGUUAAGGCACCCUUCAUGACCAGUUGGAAGGACCAAUUUAUAAGUGUCUUUGACGGUUUCAAAGUCUUAAAGCUUCCUUACAAACAAGGUGAAGAUCACAAUCGGCGCUUCUCCAUGUAUGUGUUUCUUCCAAAUGCAAGUAAUGGGCUGCCAUCUCUGGUUGAGAGAGUUUGUUCAGAGGCUGGGUUUUUAGGUCGCUAUCUUCCUUGGACAAAAGUUGAAGUUAAUAAAUUUUUAAUCCCAAAGUUUAAGAUCACUUUUGGCUUUGAAGCUUGUCAAUUUCUGGAAACUUUAGGUCUGAAGUUGCCAUAUUUGUCAGAGACUGUUGUUGGUGAUGAACCAGUUGUUGAAUUGAUGAUACAUAAGUCCUUCAUUGAAGUUAAUGAAGAAGGCACAGAAGCUGCCGCUGCGACUGCUGCUGUUGGGUUUGGUUAUUGCUCUGCUUCUCGUCCGGUGAUUGAGAAGAUAGACUUUGUGGCAGAUCACCCAUUCCUUUUUCUGAUCCGAGAAGAAGCAACUGGAGCUGUGAUGUUCAUCGGGCAUGUCCUCAAUCCCGUUGCAGACUGAUCUUACAUCUACUAGCUAGCCAAGUCCUCUUAGGCUAUUAGGCUGUAAAUGUUUCUACUUGGGUCAUUUUUUUUAUCAAGAACUAUGUUUUGAAAUGUCUCUAACAAAUCAAUAUGAGGAUAUGGUAUUAAAAAAUCUCACUGAUUGUAUCUAUAGGUUCCUGUUCUUUGAACAAAGCAUGAUCAUGUGCCAAUGAAGUUCUGCGCUUGAUCGA